AUGAAGAAAGAUUCUACAAAUUUGAGUGUGCGGCUUCCUGCACUUGUAUUUGCCCUGGAAGUCCUGAUUGUGGUCUUAUAUGCUCUCUUUGUGACUUAUGAUGAUCACACCAAUGCAGGACUACAGAACAAUAUGACAAAUCCAAGAGACAAUGCUGUAUACCAAGACUAUACCUUUUUUGCUGACAUCCAGGUGAUGAUCUUCAUUGGAUUUGGCUGCCUUCUAGCCUUCUUUAGGUACUUUGGAUUUGGAGGAAUGGUUUUUAACUUCCUGACUGCUACAUUUUCUAUUCAGUGGGCCAUUUUGGUACAGGGAUUUUUCCAUUUCUACUAUGAUGGGAAGAUUCAUCUGGGAAUGAUAAACCUAAUCAAUGCAGAGAUUGCUUGUGCUGCUGUACUGAUAUCAUUUGGGGCAGUGCUGGGGAAGACCAGUCCUGUGCAGCUAUUAAUCAUGGCCUUGUUGGAGAUUCCAGUCUUUGGUGUUGCAGAAUGGAUAGUCGUCACAUAUCUGAAGAUCAAUGAUGCUGGAGGCUCCAUACUCAUCCAUCUGUUUGCCUGCUACUUUGGUCUGGGUGUCACCUUCAUCUUGUAUAGACCAGAUCUGAAUAAUGGCCAUCCCAAGGAGGUUACCAGCUAUCAUUCUGACUUGCUUUCUGUGCUAGGUACCCUGUUCCUUUGGGUAUUCUGGCCCUCUUUUAAUUGUGUCUUGACCCUGAGGGGGGAUGACCAGCAUCGUGCCAUUCUUCAUACAUUCAUAGGGCUGAGUGCCUCCACACUAACUGCCUUUGCCCUCUCUGCCAUGCUCAACAAAAAUGGCAAGCUCAGCAUGGCUGAUGUGCAGAAUGUAACCCUAGCUGGUGGGGUCACCGUUGGUGCCUCAGUUGACAUGAUGAUCUCACCUGUUGCCGCUUAUGUGCUAGGGAUGCUGGGUGGCACGGCUUGCAUGCUAGGCUAUAAGUACCUUAGCCCUUUCCUGGCAAAAAGAUUGCGUGUGCAGGACCAGUGUGGCAUCCAUAACCUCCAUGGCUUAACUGGGCUUAUCUCAUCUCUAGCUGCUAUUUGUGCCAUUCUCUUGGCCAGUGAAGAAGUAUAUGGCCCCAGCCUCUACCAGACCUUUUCACAUCGUGCACCCCCGGUUGGAGACCCUCGGUUGGGGGAACUGCAGAAACUGAUCCCAGAAUUGAAGCCAGGUCUGGGACGCACUGCACAAGAGCAAGCCCUGUACCAAGUGGCUGCACUGGGAAGCACUAUUGCGAUAGCCAUAGUGGGGGGCCUGCUGACAGGACUGGUGCUCAGGCUGCCAUAUCUGGCCUCCCCAAAUGAUGUGUUCUGCUUUGAUGAUGAGCCUUUCUUUAACAUUCCUCCAGACUCUGAAUAUAUAACUGGGACUGAGAAAGAUAUAUCACUAAGCCAAGCAACUUAG
Messenger RNA from Neoarius graeffei (lesser salmon catfish), 1422 nucleotides. RefSeq names its product Rh50-like protein (gene rh50). NCBI's taxonomy places the organism in Eukaryota, Metazoa, Chordata, Actinopteri, Siluriformes, Ariidae. The transcript is spliced from 2 exons. Gene Ontology annotation, molecular function: ammonium channel activity. The record is from RefSeq and is a predicted model, not a curated record. Gene Ontology annotation, cellular component: plasma membrane. Bases 1 to 1422 code for a protein of 473 amino acids. Gene Ontology annotation, biological process: ammonium transmembrane transport; ammonium homeostasis.